AUUAAAGAGCCGGUGUUGUGUCAACACGCUCACAAAAAAUUUUCUUUUUAAUUUUUAAUUGUGAAAAUAAAAAUAUAAAAUAAUUAGUGAAAUGCCACCUCAUAGGAAAACUAAUAAAAAUUCUAAUAGAGGAAAUAGAGGAACUCAAAUUAAUGGGAAAAAACAAGAAAUGUGUGUGUCAAGUGAGUCAAGCGAAGAAGAAGAAGAAAAAAAUAUAAAAAUGGAUAGAUACAUUGUGAAAGCUAUGGCCGAUCCAUUUAAAUUUAAAUUAUGCCUAAAACCAGACCGCGAUAAAUUUGAAGGAUCAGUGGAACAAUUUUUGUUUAAUUCCGACAAUUCUGACGAUGAAAAUAUAAUUGAUAUGAAACCAAAAAAUGAUUUGACUCAAUCAAUGAAAAAUUUAGAUAUAAGUACUAAAGAAGUUAAAGUGAAAAAAGAAUUAAGACAAACGCCUGCAAGAAAAACUCGUAAUUCAAUAAUACAAAAUUCAACUGAAUUAUUACCUAGAACACCUAGUACACGUUCUUCUCGUAGAACAUUAAAUAAUGAUAAUUUAACGCCAAGUGGAAGAAAUCUCAGAGAUCGUAAAUCGGUAAAUUAUUGUGAUUAUGAAUCAUCUUCUGAUAGCAAAACACGAAGUAAAAAACGAAAUGAUGUGCCUAAUGAAAAUGAAUUAUAUGAAACAACACAGAAACGAAUGAUGACACGAAGAAUGUCAAUAAGAGAGCCUUUAAAUUCAGUUAAUGAAAAUCAAAGUUGUCAAUCAGAUGACGAAGAUUCACCGAAAAGAGAAGAAAAAAGAGGUACUAGAAAAAAGUCUUUAAAUUCAGUUAAUGAAAAUCAAACAGACAAUGAAGAUUCUCCGAAAAAUGAACAAAAAAGGAGUACUAGAAAAAAGAAAAUUAUUCCCGAUCAAGAUAAUGAUUACGAAGGAACACCACAUAAACAUAAAAAAACGCCAACUAAAAGUCAUAAUUCGACUCCUGUGAGAAAAAAAUUAGAUAUUUUAGGAACUCCAAAAAGAAAUAUAUUGACACCAAAAAUGAGACGUACAUUGACACCUAGUAUGCAAAUGAGAAAUGCCAAUGUUCCUAAACCAAAAACAAAUCUUCAGGAAUUUCGAACUCGUUUACAUGUUAGUUUUGUGCCUAAAUCAUUGCCAUGUCGUGAGGCUGAAUUUAAUGAUAUUUUCACAUUUCUCAAAGGAAAACUCACUGAAGAGAUUGGAGGAUGCAUUUAUAUCAGUGGAGUACCUGGUACGGGAAAAACUGCAACUGUAAAUGAAGUAAUAACGUGUUUGAAAAAAUUAGAAUCAAAAGGCGAAUUACCUGCAUUUCAAUUUGUUGAUAUUAAUGGAAUGAAAUUAACCGAACCACGUCAAGCUUAUGUGCAAAUUCAUAAAAAAUUAACAGGAAACACAAGUACAUGGGAAGAGGCUCAUCGUUCUCUUCAUCAUAGGUUUACAACAUCUGCAUCUCGUAGAAAUAUGACUUUAUUGCUUAUUGAUGAGAUGGAUCUUUUGUGCACAAAACGUCAGGACGUGGUUUACAAUCUUUUGGAUUGGCCAACGCACAAAAGUUCACAUUUAGUUGUGAUAACGAUUGCCAACACAAUGGAUUUACCGGAAAGAGUUUUAAUGAGUCGUGUCACCUCACGUUUAGGACUCACGAGAUUAACAUUUAGUCCCUAUAAUCAUGUGCAACUGAUGGAAAUCGUAAAAACAAGACUCAAAGACAUGGAGGGAUUUAAACCAGAAGCUAUUCAACUCGUUGCGAGAAAAGUAGCCUCUGUUUCCGGCGAUGCACGACGAGCCUUAGAUAUUUGUCGUCGAGCAACAGAAAUCACUGAAAGUAAUAAUAGAGAAUUUGUCACAAUUUUGGAUGUUACUUCCGCUUUAGAUGAAAUGAUAGCAAAUCCCCGUGUUCAAGCUAUCAAAUGUUGUUCGACGAUGGAGAAAAUAUUUUUGGAAGCAGUUUGCCAAGAGGUGACAAGAACCGGAAUUGAACAAGUCACAUUUAAAAAUAUUUACACACAAUUUGACGCUAUAUGCAUUCUUGAAGGCGAAGAAGUUCCAAAUAUAACGCAAACAUUGGAAAUUUGUCGAAAAUUAGCAUCAUGGAGAUUAAUAUUAUGGGACAAUGGAGCUGAUUUACAUCAAAGUAUUUUAUUAAACGUCACAGCCGAUGAUAUUUAUUUUUCAAAAAAACAAAAAUCAACUAUCUAAAAUAAACACAGAUAUAGUCAUUGGACAAUGAGAUUUCAUGCGAUUUGCCUAAUUGCCAACCGUAUUCGAUAAAUUUUUUAUCAAAUGGCAAAGGCAUUGUGUAACGAUUUUGUCCCUCAGCUGGUCCAAUGACAAUAAUGACAUUUCCUUUAAAUUCACAUAAAUAAUUUAAAAACACUGGCUCAUUGUUAAAAUAACAAAAUAGUAAUGCAUAAUUCUCCGGAACAUGAACUAUAUUUUCUGUUUCGUUGACGAAUGUCAUGUUUUUUAGAAAAAUUGGAGGUGAAUAUUUACAGCACCACCAUGAUUUAUCAAUUUCUAUGCCAUGAAUUUCACAAUCUAGAAAUAUUAUCAUUAAUUAAUUUUUGUAAUUUGAUUUUUUUCAUUAAUUAAUUUUUGUAAUUUUGA
This is a messenger RNA of Leptopilina boulardi, 2632 nucleotides long. RefSeq names its product origin recognition complex subunit 1 (gene Orc1). Gene Ontology annotation, biological process: DNA replication initiation; mitotic DNA replication checkpoint signaling. Gene Ontology annotation, molecular function: ATP hydrolysis activity; ATP binding; DNA replication origin binding. Gene Ontology annotation, cellular component: nuclear origin of replication recognition complex. The record is from RefSeq and is a predicted model, not a curated record. NCBI's taxonomy places the organism in Eukaryota, Metazoa, Arthropoda, Insecta, Hymenoptera, Figitidae. Bases 92 to 2224 code for a protein of 710 amino acids. The transcript is spliced from 6 exons.